This is a messenger RNA of Micropterus dolomieu (smallmouth bass), 1356 nucleotides long. Its product is annotated as solute carrier family 41 member 1-like. The transcript has 10 exons. Gene Ontology annotation, biological process: monoatomic cation transport. Gene Ontology annotation, cellular component: plasma membrane. Bases 1 to 1356 code for a protein of 451 amino acids. NCBI's taxonomy places the organism in Eukaryota, Metazoa, Chordata, Actinopteri, Centrarchiformes, Centrarchidae. The record is from RefSeq and is a predicted model, not a curated record. Gene Ontology annotation, molecular function: monoatomic cation transmembrane transporter activity.
AUGGUGGUGACCCAUCUGGUUCUGGAGCUGCGUUUCCAGGGGAAGAAGCUGAGGGGUUUCUCGUGCAAACUGACCCGCUCGGCCCGUGGCUUCCUGCCAGAGAGCUCGUGGAUCAUUGCGUUCCAGGUCCUGCUGCCUUACCUGGCGUCUGGGCUGGGCAUGGUGGCAGCUGGGAUAGUCAUGGAUAUAGUGCAACACUGGGAGGUGUUCAAGGAGAUGUCAGAAGUGUUUAUCUUGGUGCCAGCCCUGGUGGGGUUGAAGGGGAAUCUGGAGAUGACAUUGGCAUCCAGACUGUCAACAGCGGCCAACACAGGGCAGAUGGAUGAUGCUCAGCAGCAGUGGAGUAUGGUGUUCUGUAAUCUGGCUCUCAUUCAGGUCCAGGCCACAGUUGUGGGUUUCCUGGCAGCAGUUGCAUCAGUGAGUCUCGGGGGUCUGACCAGGGGGAGAGUGGACGUUAUCCAGGCUUGUGUCCUGUGUGCCAGCAGUGUCACAACUGCUUUCAUCGCUGCACUGUCUCUAGGUCUGGUGAUGGUGGCGGUGAUUAUUGGAUCAAGGAAAGUGGGCAUCAACCCAGAUAAUGUGGCCACGCCCAUCGCUGCCAGUCUUGGAGACCUCAUCACUCUGUCUCUGCUUGCUAGGGUCAGCAGCCUCUUCUUCUGUUACAGAGACAUGUGGUACCUGCCCCCUGCAGUGUGUGGUUUCUUCCUGCUUCUCAUUCCACUGUGGGUCAGUAUUGCCCAACGCUCUCCAUCAGUCAGAGAUGUCCUAAAGUCAGGCUGGCAACCUGUCAUUUUGGCCAUGUUCAUCAGCAGUAUUGGUGGUCUGAUUCUGGAUAAGACAGUGAGCAAUCCAAAGUUCGAAGGCAUGGCAGUGUUUACUCCAGUCAUCAAUGGUGUAGGGGGAAAUCUGGUGGCCAUCCAGGCCAGUAGGAUGUCCACCUACCUCCACUCCUGGGGUGUUCCUGGAGCCCUUCCAUUUAAAAUGAGCGGGAGCUGUCCUGGACCCUGUGCUACCCUCUGCUCCUCAGAUGUGAACUCCAAAUCAGCAAGAGUCCUUGUCAUCCUUGUAGUCCCGGGCCACCUGCUCUUCCUGUACACCAUCCACCUCCUGCAGGGAGGCCAUACUGCCAUGACACCCACCUUCAUCAUCUGCUACCUCUGUGCAGCUCUGCUUCAGGUGAUGAUUUUGCUUUACGUGGCCAGCCUGAUGGUGCGAUGGCUGUGGAAAAGAGGACUGGAUCCAGACAACUUCUCCAUCCCCUACCUCACAGCUUUUGGUGACCUGUUGGGUACUGGCUUCUUGGCACUGAGCUUCAGACUGAUCCUAAUUGUCAGUUCUUCUGGGACUGGAGUUUGA